Molecule: messenger RNA, 7121 nt
Organism: Gavialis gangeticus (Gharial)
Lineage: Eukaryota; Metazoa; Chordata; Crocodylia; Gavialidae
Gene: ANKMY1
Product: ankyrin repeat and MYND domain containing 1
Exons: 16
Coding region: 1-3069 (1022 amino acids)
Molecular function (GO): protein binding
Source: RefSeq, a predicted model, not a curated record
AUGGCGGCGGGAGGAGAGGCCGCUGACCGGCCGUGCGGCCUCGUGCAGGCGGGCGGCCCGGCUCCGAGCAGCAGCAGCGGGGCGCAGGCGUGGCCGGACGGCUGCAGCUACAAAGGGGAGGUCGCUUCUGCUCUGAAGGGUGGGCAUGGGGAGUUUCGCUGGGCCAACGGCGAGAGAUAUGUGGGACAGUUUUACAAGGACCAUCGCCAUGGCAAAGGGAUUUACUUCUGGCCUGAUGGUUCCAAAUUUAUUGGAGCAUUUUAUCUUAGUCAUAAAGAAGGUUGUGGGACCAUGGAAUUCAAGGAUGGAAGAAAAUAUCAGGGUCUGUACAAGGCUGAUGAGCGAUUUGGACCAGGAGUAGAGACUUAUCCAGAUGACUGUCAAGAUGUUGGCUUGUGGCUCAAGAAUCACAUACUUAAACUGUGCACUGAAGUAGCUGGCUAUUUUUCUGUCCAAGCUUACCCAGAAUACUGCGAUUAUUUUGAUGCUGAUUCCCAGAGGGAGUACCUUAAUGAUGAGGAAAUUCCACAUACAGCUGUGAAUGAGGAGAAGGACCCAUUUUACUAUAGCCACAAAUGUCUCCUUUUAGAUGACAGUUACACGUUGCCUGAAAAGAUAUACGUCUACUCGACUGACAUGGAUCACCUUCCUUUGACUCGCACCUUCCAUAAAGAGUUUGAUUCCCAGGUUUUUCAGAAUAAUAAACAGAUAUAUGAUGAAGACCCCUGGCUUAUUACAAAUAUAACCCCGUUAAUGAUCAGAAUGCAGAGGCACAUCUACAAAUAUAGGCAUUGUCAGGCAGAGAUCAGCUGGGAUAUUAACUUCAUUCUGAAUGGAAUUCGAGAUCCCUUUGGACCUAAGGGCCCCAAAGAACUUGCUUCAGAGCAGCUGAUUGAAAAGGCAGCAGCAGGAGACUUUGAGAGAGUUUAUGCAAUUCUCAGGGAUGACCUUGCUCACCCAGAUGUAGCUGAUAAGCGUGGGUACACUGCACUUGCUGCCGCUGCUGUAAAUCACCACAAUGACAUCAUCAAUCUUCUUCUCAAUAGUGGAGCUGAUGUGAACAAAUGCAAUGAUGAAGGAUUAUCAGCUUUAUCAAUGUGUUUUAUUCUGUAUUACCCAGUGGAAUCAUUUAAGACUAAUAUUGCUGAAAGGAACAUAAAUAAAUAUAAGGAAGCACAGUCAGUAUCUUCAGAAGCUGCUGCUACACUGGCAAGAGUAUGGGAACAUUCUACAAAACAGAAAUGUUUAAUAGACACCAUUCGUGAGUCAGGCCUAAUAUCUCCAGUGUCCAGGGAAAGGGUGGAGUUUGCUGUUAAUGAUGAGAUAAGAACAUUAGAUGGAACUGAUUAUGCGAGCUUAGAAAAGAGGACCAACUGCAGCAUAGAAACAACCUUUGACUCAAGCCGUAGCGUUCUCAACUAUGGAAUUGAGGUUACUCCAGAGACCCUGCAGCACAGUGCAAAAGCUUUCAGCCACAGUUUGCUAAAAACAGCCUCCUAUUCCUGUAGACUCGGUGGAGAUGAAGGCACAAUGAGAAAAAUGGCAUUAUCUAUAUCAGAACACCAAAGACGAUGGGAGACCAUCAAACUGCUGCUUCGCAGAGGUGCAGAUCCCAACACUUGCCGUGUCCCGUUACCAGUUCUCUUCUUUGCUAUUAAAGCUGCAGAUGUAAAUACAGUGAAACUACUCUUAGAAAUGGGAGCACGGACUGACGUACAACUUCCCUCUAAGCUAGGAGGUUUAAGUCCUCUUCAUAUUGCUGUAGCAAUUCCUGGAGAAGAAGGGGUCAAGAUAACAGAAUUCAUCCUUCACUCAGCUGUAGAUCCUGAUACAAGGGCAGAAGAUAAAGAUGAUGUGUAUGAACAAGACAGGGGUAAAAGCACUGAAUCAUCUGUUGGUCUUGCCAUGAAACUUAAUAAUGAAACUGGACCACCUACUGAGUACUAUUCUUAUUCUGGCCUUGUCCCAGAGGAAGGUGGGAGGACUCCAUUGCAUAUUGUCUGUGAGAGAGAGGAUAACCGUGAGCAUGUCAGGGAGAUUGUCCAUCUCCUUUUAAUUCAUAAGGCAAACCCUAACGUUUUGUGGAGCGGGCAUUCGCCCCUGUCCUUAGCAAUUGCCAGUGGGAAUGACUUGGCAGUGAUAGAACUCCUAGCGUAUGGAGCUGACCCUAAUCUGCCAUUGAGCAAAGGCAUAGGAAGUGCCCUUUGUGCAGCUGUCAGCACAACAUAUGAACAGAAGAGAACAGCAGCAAGUCGAAUUUCUUUGAUUGACAGGCUGAUUGGAGCUGGUGCAGAUCCCCUGAUGCCAGUUACUGUUGGUCAAGGGAAGAAGACUGCAGUAGGAACUGUAGUAGACUAUGCCUACUAUACAUACUGCCAGGAUAAAAGGAUAGCACAUACUCCAUAUCAUGCAUUAUUGCCACCAGAAAGGGAGAUGUUCAAUGCACGCAGGUUUCUGCUUGAUUACAUAAGUGAUCACCUUCGAGAGCGUGUCCUUGAGAAGGAGAAGCAGUGGGAUAGAGAAGAACUUCAAAAGUCCAAAAAAUUGGAUUCAGGUAUUCAUGUCACCUUUGCUAAAAGGAAAUGUGGAGACGGGUACCCUUCAGUAACAUCACAGGUGGAGGAAGUGAGGUGUCCCUUUUUUAAAUACUGUUACCAGUGUGGACGGUCUGUAGGGGUCCGACUCAUGCCUUGCAUUCGCUGUUUUGAAAUCUUCACUUGCAGCAAGUCUUGCAAAGUAAAAUCGUGGAAUGAACGUCAUAGGCGAGAGUGCUUAGGAGCUACAGACAGACAUCAGAGUAAAACUAAGUCAGGUAUUUCAAAAGACAACCAGAGUCCGGCUGGCAGAAAAGGAAGAGAAGGGAAAGGUGGAAGAGAGGAGAGAGAUGGAUCAAAGAUGAAAGACAGAAGAGAAGGCAGAGAGAAGAAAGGUGGAAGAAAAGGAAGAGAAAGGAAAGGCGGAAUAGAGGUCUACAAAAAGGGUGACAGGAAACCAAGACUGGGUCGAGAGCAUGAAGAGGCCAGUGCCUGGCCCGAUCUACCUUAUACUGGGAAUUAUAGUUACAAUUAAUCCUACUUGAGAAAAACAAAACAAAAGAAAAAGUGUAUUGAGUAAUUUGAGUUUGCAUUACUUGCCUUUAUCAGUAGUAGGACACUAAUAAUACAAUUAUGAUGAGAACUUAGAUAACUGUCUGCAUGGCCUAAGAGUCUUCUCUGGGUUUAUUUACAUACUUACGUUUGGCUCCUUCUCCAGUUAGGCACAUAAAUAUACAGCUGCAGGUUCAACAUGAGUAACAUUCGUGGUCAGAGUUUGUAAAGAUAUUCAUGCCCCUGGAAUGGCCUGACAAUAUUUCACACAGACUGGGAAAAUUGCUCUUUGUCUAACCUUCAUUUCCACUUGAGGUUAAAUAGUUACUUGGUUAAAAAGUUACACUACUUUACACUGAUGCUGUUAGUCGAUUAACCAAACCACUGAAAGAUGACUUAUUCUUAAAAAUAUUUUUAAUUGAAACCACUGAAGGGGACACGCACACAUCCAUGUCCAGAGAAGGAGAAGUUGAUGUCCUGAAUCAAACAUCUCAAAUGUUCUCACCUGCUACAUCUUAUUCAGUACUGCUGAAGUACAGGACAGUCCUUUUUUACGGAAAGUGCUGAGGAAAUGCAUCUUGAAAGAAGGUAAGGUAUAAGGUUCAGUCCCCACCUUACUUUUAAGUCAGUGGGAUUUUUGCUGUUGACUUUAAUGGGAGCAAAAUUCAGUGAUAAUUGCAGAUGGUGGCCAACCCUUGUUUGAGAGCAGAAAUCAGGCCAUUUCUCUUUAACGUGCCUUUAUGUGGUGCUGUGUACAGGCCGCUUCUGUUGUAUCCAAUGUGUGGAGGUCCAGGUGCUCAGCAAUUCUGAAAAGCAGAUCCUGCCUGUUUUAGGCGCUGAGCUAAAUUUGUGCUGUUUACAAAUGUUUUAAAAUAGCUUUCCUCUCUUUAUUACAAAAGACAUACAGAUACACAGUUACUAGGCAGUUAUUAUAAAUAGGAUAUUGAAAGGAAAUGACUAAUUUGUAUAUGAUCACCCGUAUUUAUAGCUAUGCAUCUGUGUAGAACAGUGUGUGUAGGGUCUGAAUAGCUCUAACUGCAAAAUUGAUACUUAUAAAUAAAUAAACUUUGCAGAAAGAUUGUGCUCGUUGCUCUCAGUCUUGUGUGUUCCUGGGGAUACCUAGUUAAAAAACUGUGGCAUUAACUCAGUUUCUUUUCUCUUUACAUGUAACAUGUGCAGCUGUGUUCACUCAUUUCUGGAAAUGAAUAUUGUGUGUGGAUAGAAACACAAGGUCUAGUCCAAUGUCAUUUUAUUUUAUGGGAGACUGUCUUCCUGAGAUAAAUAAUCCAUACUCAGUCUAGUGGGAUUGAAUGCUCUCUUGCUUUGAGUUUACUUUGUAAGAAGUGGUAAGAAUGUAGUAGUGAAUUAUUAACACUAUACUUUGCAUUCUAAACUGUUAAUCAGUGGUUGUGACCCUAUUUAAUCUAGGCGCCUUUUCUGUAGGAAGUUCUUGACACUAUUACAUCCCAACAUCUCAAGACUCUUUCUCUCUCUCUAACCCUUGCAAAAUAUUUUUUAGCAUGUUUUUUUUUUAUGCAUGCUGUGUGUCGAAGUAACUCUUAGAGGUGUUCCUGUACAUCCUACUGGACUGAUUGUGUGGCGAGCUCACCUUCCCAAUGUCUGUAUCAUACUGUUAACCCAGUGAGCAAACCACAGAUUUCAGGCUCUACAGCCAUCAGGUAUCUGGCAUCUGCAUUUUUUUAAACUGUCUAGAAGAAAUAAAACUCACCUAUAAGAGGUGGCACCAAUAUCAAUUUAAGUCUCCAGCCUUUUUAUUUAUACAAGGAUUCAAAGAACAUAUUUCAACUUUAGAUAAACAGUGCAAGAUAGUUACAAGUACCUUGGUAACAGAAAGAAAUAUAUAACUGGCCAGCUAUGCCAAUAAGUGAAAUAAAUCUUAUGCCUGCAGAAAUGCAUUUUUAAAGCAAAGGUGUCCUUUAGAUAUUUUUGUUGUACCUUAUCCCUUAACCAAGCCCACCAAAAAACAAUAGGUUGUUUGUCAUUUGUAAAUGCUAAAUAGCUGUAUUCUUGAAGCCUUUAAUCCCUCCUCAGUUCAAACAUACAAAUUAUGGCACAAAAGAGCAGGCUUAAAGACAGAGACAACUGCAAAUCUAUCACUCCAUUUUUCUGGUUCUCCAAUUUGCUGGGACAUGGGUGCUCAUCUGUAACGCAUGUUCUUUCCUGAAUUACUAAAUGCCUUCACAUCCCUUAAGGAAUAAGAAUUUUUUUUAUCCAAACACCAAACAGUGCUAUCUUGAUACCAGAGAAGCAAAUCUUCUUUCCCCUGCACUCCCCCAAUCUCUCUUCAAAAGCAACAAAUCCAAAGCAAGUCCUACUCCUUCAAUAUAGGAUGCAGCACUUAAGAGAUUUCCACAGGGCCAGGGACUGUCUGUGAAUUACAGAUCUCAAGCAGGCUGACAGCAAACUUGCACUGCAUAGGAGAGGAAAGGACGCAGAGAUAGAUUUUCCCUUUUAAGUUUCUUUUCUGUUGUGGAUAGCAGUAGCUGACUAAGACAUUUCUAAAACAAGGCUGAACGUGGAACACAUUCCUGCAUCAUUUUAAAAUCUCCUCUUUCUAAAGAGCAUACAGAAUUUGGCUGCAUUUUUUUGCAUGUAGCCUUUUCCAUGCUUCAGAAUCUCACUGAGGAAUUUACAUAAUGAGGUGUGUUUAAAUGCAGACUUGGGGGGGGGAGCAGGGAGAGGCUAAAAAUCACUGCACUAGAUCAGUAAAGCAAUAUGUAUUGUGCCAUAGUUCUACUCGCAAAUACAUUCAUUUUAAAUAUAUGACUUGUAGGAAGCUGCUCUAUAGAUUUUGAUGGGUUUAGUAGCAUCAUUUUUCUUUAAUCGACAUUCAAUACCAGGGAGGCUCACCUUCCUUUUAGAUUUAACCUCCCUACCAAAUCAGAUCAAGUUCAGCUUUAAGAAAUGAUGGAACUAACGGGAAUACAACAAAGGAAUGAAAUAACAGUUACAACUGGCUGUGCAAAGGCAGGUACAGUUUGGAACAAUGAGGCACGCCAAACUGGACCAAGACUGCCCAGGUUUGAGGAUGCAUCAACACAAGUCUCAGGCCUUGCCCCCAGCUGGGUUGGGUAUCCCUGGAAAUUGUCCAAUGACAUGUAAGAAGUCUGCAUGGACAAGGGGAAUGAUGACUUUCCUCCAAUUGCUUUCUUGCAGCAUCUCUCCCCCCAGUCCCAUCUCCAACGCUGGAUUCUCACGUUCACUGCACAUUCCAUAAACUGCGACUGCACAAGUCAAAUUCUGCUUUUUCACCAAAUCUUAAAUAUGAACACACAUUCCCUCCCCCCGCACCCUCCCUAUGACAGACAGAGAAGAAGUGCCUGAAAGUCUGCUAAACCUACGUAUGCUUAAACACAAGAAAUGUUUUCUCUCCCCCAGAAAGAAAAAACACAAAAGUAUACAAAAGUAAGAGCAGAGCCCAAACAUAGGGUUCACUAUUUCCCAAGAGUCACUAGGACUGCAGUGUUUCUAGAAAAAAAACAACCUUUGCUAGGGAUAUGUCUCCAGAGGAUGCUUACUAUAUCUGUGAAUCAAACAAGCUUGCUAGGGAACCCAAAACACACAGCUCUACAAACACAGACACCCCUACGGACACAUAUGUAUAUUGCUAUCAUUUGUUGACAAAAACCAAACCAUUUGUUGAAUCCACUCCUGGCAAUCAAAUUCUAGGCUACAGAAAAUUACUGGCUAAGAGGAGGCUGUGCUGUUUGGAAGGUCUAGAAGCAAGCCUGGUUGAUCCACACACUCGGUGUGUGGCUGCAGGUAAGUCACCUGGACUGCUUGCUUUCUAUCUUGAGCAAUGCAGUGGGGCAGGUGGUGGGACAAAAGCAGGAAUUUACUUAAAAGAACAGAUUCACCUGGGCAACCCAACUGCCAAGGGUGAACACAUAAUAACCCAUCAGCCUCCAAUUCCUGUAACUGAGUUGCUUUGGGUGCCACUACAAUAUGUGAGGCUUCACAAAACAGCUCUUUCCAACAAUCCCUUUGGUAAAAGGUCACUGUUGUCUUUGUAAA